This is a messenger RNA of Hyalella azteca, 1329 nucleotides long. RefSeq lists its product as uncharacterized. NCBI's taxonomy places the organism in Eukaryota, Metazoa, Arthropoda, Malacostraca, Amphipoda, Hyalellidae. The transcript has 3 exons. The record is from RefSeq and is a predicted model, not a curated record. The coding region runs from base 151 to 852 and encodes 233 amino acids.
GCGCCCAGACAAACCAUGUCAGUCGAGUUCACAGCUGCUGAUACUGUUGAAGUAAACUUGCUACUGCACAAUUAAAUUCGUUGUGAUCCGACCCGUUGUUGUUUCUGAUCAUAUUCACAAUUCUUUAAUCAGUUUUGCGCAUCACUAACAAUGAAACUCCUACGUAUUGUCCUUGCUGUAUCGGUUAUCUCAGCCGUUCGUGCAGGACCUGUUCCGAGUGCAGACGCAAAUAUUGUGGCGACAAUCUCGGAUUCGGCAGCCCAUAAGAGCGAGGCAUUUCUCGUCCGACCUCGACGUUGGAUCCUUUCUUGGUUGCUGAGCCACUCCGCCGCUAUGGACCACGCACAAAAGCGCGCAAACGAAUCCGCCUUUGCCUCCGACGCCCAAAUCUCAAACGACAUUUCCGUGACCGAUGACUCCGAGGAUUCUGUCGAGGCUCAUAAACUGCCUGGUACAGUGGCUGUGGACCUCAGCGGCGACACCCGCGUCAAUUAUCAGGAAGGCCGCGGCCGCAUGGGAGCCCUGGCAAGUGAGUCCGACGCAGAGAUUUUCGACUGGAACCUCUUGCAGGAGGACCGCAAUAGGAACGCGGGCGAGGAGAACCCACAUUAUUAUCAGUCGAACGCUGGACGCGACCGGUCUCCAUCAGCCCUUUCUCGGCCCACGGCAUAUGGACAGCCUUCAUCAUUGUAUGGUCAAAGGCCUGCUCGUCCGGCAUCUGGUAUCCUUGAGAGCUCACAAGCGUCCGGCCUCAACAGAUUUAACAGAUUUCCCAUCACUUUUGAACAGUCGCAAGCGUAUGCCAAUUCCGACCGACGCAGCUCGUCAAUCAUUAGACCAAUUAGAGCGUGAAAGCUAAAUGCUUCUUUCAGCUCAUGCGAUUCCAGUACGAAUUCCGGGACGUGUUUUUAAAAUUAUAAAUGUAAUCGCUAUUGACCAGAUGCGUCUUAACUAUUAUUAUGUUUAAUCAAUUAUCUGUUAUAUUGUAAUGGUACGACCCCGAGCUUAAGAGAGGCAGCAGUAAAUUAGAUUAUUAGUUAAAGAUAAAUAAAAUGCGUUAUUUAGAUAAAAGCGAGGGCAAGUUGAAAUGUUUUAUAGCGAGCGACGUACUAAAUUCAUUGAUUCGCGGGGCAAUUAGAACAAUGGGUGAUGAUACCCAAUGUUAGUCUUAUCUGUAUUCAUUGACAAGUCGUUGACAAACUAUCAUUGAAGAUGUGCAUGCGUCUGAACGUAGUAGCCAGUAUAUAAGUAUAGCGUUCAUUGGCGGCUUUCAUUUAUGUCAAUCGAAUUAUUUUCUUUUGUACUACAUACUGUAAGUAAAUUAUUUAU